Messenger RNA from Paramecium sonneborni, 568 nucleotides. Lineage: Eukaryota; Ciliophora; Oligohymenophorea; Peniculida; Parameciidae. The record is from the annotation of a GenBank genome assembly.
AUGUGUCUAAAUAGUGAUCAAAAGAAGCUUUGGUUGGAGAAUCUUAAAUUUUAAUUUAAAAUUANAUUUCUAGGAAUAUUGAUGAUUUAGAUUAAGAUUUAAAUCAAUUGGCUAAACGCCUUGAUUAUUUGGAAGUAAGUUAAAUUAGAUAAGUUUUGUUAGGAAUCAAUUACAGAACAUUACACCCUCGUUUAACCACAAAAAUAAGAAAUCAAAAAAAAACGAAGAACUGCCAACCUUAUCAAAAGAGAUUUUUAAGUACUUUUUUGUUAUAGUCUUAAAUAGUGUCCUUAUGAAAAAUGCGACAAAAUCUAUGGAACUGAUAUUUCAUUGAAUUUACAUAUAAGACUAAAACACAAUGGAGGAUCAAAAAUAGAAAGAGAAGAAUUAGCAGUAAUCUUAAUGUGUUUAAUGUUAGAAAAAAAUAUUAGAGGCUAAAUUCUAAGAUGAAGCAGACCCAAAACAUAGUUUUAAUUUACCCCCCAACUUCAUUGAAGAUUUCUAUAUACAUCAUCAGGAAUAUAUAAACAAUUUAGAAAAAACUUACAAUAAGAGAAUAUUACUUUGA